GCUGGUGAAGUCAUUCAAACACCAGAACGUCUAGCGGGACUCGACGGGAAACCUGGUUCAGUCGUUGUAUUUGCCAAGCUCAAUGUCAGAGUUCCUGGUACCUUCCGACUCAAGUUUACAUUGUACGAGACGUCAGAGCUCGGUAUCGCCCAACUCACCUUUGUCGUUUCGGAUCCAUUUAUUGUUUAUUCACCCAAAUUGUUCAAAGGCAUGAAAGAGAGCACGCCUCUGACGCGACACCUUGCCGGACAAGGGUUCAAAGUCAAGCUGAGAACCGAC
Messenger RNA from Kockovaella imperatae, 279 nucleotides. Its product is annotated as velvet factor. The annotation marks the transcript as partial. The transcript has 2 exons. NCBI's taxonomy places the organism in Eukaryota, Fungi, Basidiomycota, Tremellomycetes, Tremellales, Cuniculitremaceae. The record is from RefSeq and is a predicted model, not a curated record.